This is a messenger RNA of Histoplasma mississippiense, 318 nucleotides long. RefSeq lists its product with no specific name. Lineage: Eukaryota; Fungi; Ascomycota; Eurotiomycetes; Onygenales; Ajellomycetaceae. The transcript has 3 exons. Bases 1 to 318 code for a protein of 105 amino acids. The record is from RefSeq and is a predicted model, not a curated record.
AUGCAGGAGCACAUUCGCCGUGCCCAUCCCAGCCACUACAUCCCCAAGCUUCCGGCGACCGAAGAGAGCUUCCGGUUGAUGAUUUUUACCCCUCCAGAGUCGAGGCCUCCUCCUAACACCUCACAUCCCCGGCGGGGUCCUGGCGAUCCCGGCGAUAGAGAUAUUUUCGGUGGGCCCGAUCGAAGCUCCCCCAUGACCCCUCGCACCCUUGACGAAGCUCACCCUGCAGCUGCCACGGCAGCUGUCGCAUUGGCACAACUCCACCACCAUCGAUUGACCUCCGAUUGGGAUUCUGAGCCGGUUCGAUAUGCAUUCUGA